UACAAAUACUUAUGUGCGGCAGCGCAAUACAAAUACUUAUGUGCAGCAGCGCAAUACAAAUACUUAUGUGCAGCAGCGCAAUACAUAUACAGUCUUUAAAAAUCUCUCCCAGUGGGAAUGCACCUACAAUGGGAAUCUCACACCCCUCCAUGAUUUCUAAGUGGGAGAACUUGCAAAAUCGCAGGGUGUUCAAAUAUUUAUGUUCCUCACUGUAUAUUAUUUUUCUCAGAACGUUCUAAGCAUUCAAAAUAGGCUAGAAUUUUUGUGAAGUUUAAUAGCAGGUUUACCCCCAUGGAGCCUAAAAUAUUUGGAAAGUGCACGUUCUGACAAAUCCAAAAUGGGUAAAUCAUUUAUCCAGUCUUUUCUAUAUUAAAUUCUGUAAGUGUCUGUGUGAGUGAGAACUGUAAGGGUUAAACACCCCCAAACUGCCCAAAAAGUACAUGGGUGUGUGAGUGAGUCUGUAUAAAGUGUCAAUUUUUCUUCUUUUCCACUUUAAUUAAACAUUGUUUGCCAGAUGCUUCUACUUUUUUCAGAUGAACCAUAAAUGUCUCUGUCGUUCCCUUUAGCAGCCUGUGAGUAUAAAGAUGGGAUCGAUGUUACAGCACAUACGGAAGCAACUUUAUGUUGUAAUAAUGAUGGGAAUCUCACAAACCCCGAUGUUUCUCCAGCGGAACAGCCCCCACCGGCCAAUGGGAUUAAAGAGGAAGCGGUUUCAUGUGAAAGGAGAAACCAAUCAGAUUGCAGCAUUAAUCCCGUUACAGACCAGAUACAGGGAACAGACACACCUACUCCUAUGAUGGGGCGGAGCCUGAAUAACAGCUCGUUCACUAAUGUUGCAUCAGAUAUAAUUAAGGAGGAAUUGGUUUUAUGGGAAACAGAACAUAAUUACAGCAAUAUAAGUACAAUUACGGGACAGAAACUGGGAGCUACUGGGAAGGAUUAUAUAUCAGUUGUUGUUAAAGAGGAACCGGCCUCAUCUGAAGAAGAUAAUAAUUUUGCAGACCAAAUACAAUUAAUGGAUAAUUCAACUGUCAUGGGGCGGAGCCUGGAUAACAGCACAACUGAGCACAUACAGGGAACAGACACACCUACUCCUAUCAUGGGGUGCAGCCUUAUAAAAUCAAAUAGCAAUAAAUACGAUGAAAAUGCAGAUACAUCCCCCGAUAAAUCCGGCAUAGCAACAAAUACUUUGUGUAACAAAUACAGCUGCAAUGAGUGCCAUAAGCAUUUUACUGAUAGGAGAAAAUUUGAUAAACAUCAAGGAAUGCACAAAAAAGAGAAACCUUUUUUGUGUUCUGAGUGUGGGAAAAGUUUUUCAUAUCAAUCUGGACUUAAAGAUCAUCACAGAACCCACACAGGGGAGAGACCUUUUUCUUGUUCUGAAUGUGGGAAAUGUUUUUCGCAUCGAUCCCACCUUAAUAGUCAUCACAGAACCCACACAGGGGAGAAACCAUUUUCUUGUUCUGACUGUGGGAAAUGUUUUUCGCAUCGAUCCCACCUUAAUAGUCAUCACAGAACCCACACAGGGGAGAAACCAUUUUCUUGUUCUGACUGUGGGAAGUGUUAUGCUACUUCAUCAGGGCUUACUACCCAUCGACAAAGAACCCACACAGGGGAGAAACCAUUUUCUUGUUCUGACUGUGGGAAGUGUUACGCUACUUCAUCAGGGCUUACUACCCAUCGACAAAGAACCCACACAGGGGAGAAACCAUUUUCUUGUUCUGAGUGUGGGAAAUGUUUUACAUAUCAAUCUGGCCUUAAAGGACAUUACAGAACCCACACAGGGGGGAAACCUUAUUCUUGUUCUGAAUGUGGGAAAUGUUUUUUAUAUCAAUCUCACCUUAAGAAUCAUCACAGAACUCACACAAGGGAGAAACCAGUUUAUUGUUUUGAAUUUUUUGCCACUUCAUCACAACGUACUGUCCAUGAACGAAUCCACACAGGGGAGAAACAGUUUCCUUGUUCCUAAUGUGGGAAAUAUGGGCUCUUCAUCAGAACAUAUUUCCCAUCAACGACAAUUCCACACCGAGAAACCUUUGUCUUGUUCAGAAUGUGGGAAAUGUUUUUCAGGCCCAUGUAUUCUUAAAGGAGAAGGAAAGUCACAACCUAUUAAGCACACU
Molecule: messenger RNA, 2120 nt
Organism: Xenopus tropicalis (tropical clawed frog)
Lineage: Eukaryota; Metazoa; Chordata; Amphibia; Anura; Pipidae
Product: oocyte zinc finger protein XlCOF7.1-like
Exons: 1
Coding region: 545-1969 (474 amino acids)
Cellular component (GO): nucleus
Source: RefSeq, a predicted model, not a curated record